This is a messenger RNA of Trichoplax adhaerens, 1404 nucleotides long. RefSeq lists its product as uncharacterized. Gene Ontology annotation, biological process: protein phosphorylation; regulation of MAPK cascade; intracellular signal transduction. Bases 1 to 1404 code for a protein of 467 amino acids. Gene Ontology annotation, cellular component: cytoplasm. The transcript is spliced from 14 exons. Gene Ontology annotation, molecular function: protein serine/threonine kinase activity; ATP binding. Lineage: Eukaryota; Metazoa; Placozoa; Uniplacotomia; Trichoplacea; Trichoplacidae. The record is from RefSeq and is a predicted model, not a curated record.
AUGAUUUCAUCUUGUAGCUUUAAAAAGCUAAGCGAAGAAAGCUUAACACGACCACCCGAAGAAGUAUUUGAUUUAUUGGAGAAAUUGGGCGAAGGAUCUUAUGGCACAGUCUAUAAAGCUGUUCAUAAAGAAACCGGACAACUUUUAGCAGUCAAAAAAGUACCUGUCGACUCCGAUUUGCAAGAUAUAAUUCGUGAGAUUAGCAUCAUGCAACAGUGUGACUGCUCAUUUGUUGUGAAAUACUUUGGUAGCUAUUUCGAAAAUUCUUAUCUAUGGAUCGUUAUGGAAUUCUGCGGUGGUGGCUCAGUUUUGGAUAUAAUGAGGCUAAGACAGAAAACGCUGGAAGAAUCGAAAAUUGCGACGAUUGUACGGUGUACUCUGAAAGGCUUAGAAUAUUUACAUAUAUUGAGAAAAAUUCAUAGGGAUGUGAAAGCUGGAAAUAUAUUGUUGGAUCUGGAAGGAAAUGCUAAAUUGGCUGAUUUUGGAGUCGCAGGACAACUAACGGAUACGAUGGCGAAAAGGAAUACUGUAAUUGGCACACCUUUCUGGAUGGCACCGGAAGUUAUUCAGGCUAUUGGCUAUGACUGUGCAGCUGACAUAUGGUCUUUAGGAAUAACUGCUAUUGAAAUGGCAGAAGGGAGACCUCCAUAUGCAGACAUUCAUCCAAUGCGGGCAAUAUUUAUGAUUCCAACUAAACCACCUCCGACUUUCCAAGAACCUGAUAAAUGGUCUACAGAUUUUAUCGAUUUUGUUUCAAAAUGUCUUGUUAAAGUACCUGAACAACGUCCUAGUGCGUCAGCGCUAUUACAGCAUAACUUCGUAAAAAACGCUAUGCCAGUUCACACAUUACAAGGAAUGAUAAAGGAAUCACAGGAAGCGCUACUAGCAAGGCCACCUGCAGAAUCUGACUCAGAUACUGAAGUAGUUAAUACUGAAGAGGAAGAUGAAAUACAGGAUGUUGGUACUAUGGUAAAGCGCCCCACAAGCACACAUAUUGCGCCUGAGGAUGAUAUUGACAGCGGUACUGGUACUAUGAUCUGUAAAAGUGAUACUAUGGUUACAAGAGAAUCUCCGUUAGUUGCUGAUGAUAGCGACAUGUCCACGCUAGUCAUUAGUAAUGCAAAUAGUAAAGAUUAUAAACCUGAUUUCAUGGAACACUUUGACAAGAUAAAUAAUAAUAAAUCGAAGGAAAAUUUGUAUGAACAAGUCGAUUCAUUUGAGAACUUCGGCUUCCUAAAACAAGCUAGCUAUCAAGAUCUUCAGGACAGACUUGCUAAUCUAGAUGUGUUCAUGGAGAAGGACUUAGAAGAAUUACGCAAACGCUACCAAACUAAAAGACAACCAAUAUUAGAAGCUAUAGAGGCUAAGAAAAGGCAGCAGAAGUUGCAAGAUCAUAAAAGAUAG